UAAACAAUCAACCAUAAACCAGAAAUAAAAUAACAUAAAAAUAAAGAAAGAAAACAAGGGCCUCCAUUGCUGCAAGCACACUUUUUUCUCAUCCAAUGAUCCAAUUCAUUGACUCAAAUCCCCCCGACACACAAACACCAUAUAAACUCACACAACAAUAACAUAAAACAACAAUUUCUCCAUAAAUUCUUAAUCUCAACAACACAAUCUACAAACUCAAAAUCCUCAAAUCCAACAACAUGGAUAGGCUUGUGAAACCAGACAGAAAUGAAGUGGAAGUUGUGUUCAUCAAGUCACAAAAGUGCAGCUCCACUUUCAAGCUCACAAACCUAAUGCACACAAUGACAGUGGCAGUGUCACUAACAACAACAAACCCAUCAAUCUUUUCAAUCAAUAAACCCUUUUCCAUAAUCCCACCACUCUCAUCAUCCAAUUACACUCUCCAACUCACUCAUCACCACCACCCACCACUCUCCGACCCUCCUGAUGCCGUCACCGUCCGCACCGCCAUGCUUCCCGUCGGAAAGGCCCACCAUGACGACCUCCGCCGCCUCUUCUCCAAGCCUGGCCCCCACGUCUUCCGCGACGCCGUUUUGACCAUCUCCCUCGUCGGACCCACCGUCGCCGAAUUCCUCAUCACCACCCACCAUACCCAAAUCCCCGAAAGCUUCAAGCUUUUCACCAAUUCACUAUCCCAAUGCACAAAGCCCCAACUUACGAACCUUAUAAAACCCGCAAUUGAACAAAGAAACGUAGAAACCGUAGCCGUUUUGAUCAAAGCCGGCGCGAACCCUAAUUUCAGAGACUCAACGGGAAAAUCCUUAAUCCCUUACGCGAUUCGGCACGGGAAUUUCGAUAUUCUGAAGCUUCUGGUAGACUCUGGAACCCGAAUUGAAAACUCGGUUGACCUAGUUCUUCACGAAGCCGCGGCGAUGAACAGAAUCGAUUUCAUGGAGCUUCUAUUGGACUCUUUCCGUGACGAAUUGGACGUGAAUUUAGUGAAUCAUAACGGCGAAACGCCGAUUCAUGUGGCUGCGAUUCACGACAACGUCGAAGCAAUCGAGUUCAGCGUUUCCAUCGGCGUAAACCCUAACGCCGUCGACAUUAACGGCUCCACGGCGCUUCACUUUGCAGCUUAUAACGGGAACUUAAACGCCGUUGAGUGUUUGUUAGAAUGCUCGAACGUGAAAUACGUUAAGAAUCGGUUCGGGAAAACGGCGUUUUCUUUAACCGAAGAGAAUAAGCACUUUCACUUAGCCGAAAUGCUGCGUUUCGGUGACUUGGUAUUCCGCGCUGCGAGGGUGGACGAUGUUCACGCGCUGAAGAGGUUGUUGGGAGAAGGCGCGUGGGUCAAUCGGAGGGACCAGAAUGGGUGGACGGCGCUGCAUUGGGCUGCGUUUAAGGGUCGGAUUAAGAGCGUGAAGGUGUUGGUUGAUCAUGGCGCGUGGGUUGACGCGGUUGAUGAUGCAGGUUACACUCCGUUACAUUGUGCUGUUGAGGCAGGGCACUUGCAAGUUGCUAUUUUGCUUAUUGGUCAUGGUGGGUCCCAAGUUAGCCUUAAGAGCUUCCAAGGUGUUGUUGCAACUCUUGAUUUGGAUUCUCUUGAAAAACAUGUUACUCUUAGAUCAUCAUCAUAAAUUCUUAGAUAUUUUUUUUUUUUUGAAAGGGUUGGAAUAAUGGCACAAAAUUUUUGUAUGGAUUAGCUAUGUAUGUAAUUUUGUACACUAAAUUUUCAUCCAUGAAAAAUUUUGUUUCAUUUCUCACUUAUAACCAAAUAUCUAAAUGUGUUUAGAGUAAGAAAAUGAUGUACACUCUUGUAAUUUGGUAUAUCAAUUUUGUAAAUUGUUGUUUUUGGGAUAUUUUUAGGAUAUGUUUACAAGUUUUGAUUUUGUAGGAAAGGGAAAUAUUUGAA
Messenger RNA from Arachis stenosperma, 1912 nucleotides. RefSeq names its product protein VAPYRIN-LIKE-like. The record is from RefSeq and is a predicted model, not a curated record. The transcript has a single exon. The coding region runs from base 240 to 1637 and encodes 465 amino acids. NCBI's taxonomy places the organism in Eukaryota, Viridiplantae, Streptophyta, Magnoliopsida, Fabales, Fabaceae. Gene Ontology annotation, molecular function: protein binding.